CGCACGAGCUCGCGAGUGAGAGUGAGAUAGAGAGAGAGAGAGAGAGAGAGAGAGACAGAGGAGAUUCCCAGAAAUGCUGAGAAGAAAACCAACGAAAAUCGAAGUCAAGAUCGAAGACAAAGACGAACUCGAAGAAGCUCGCAAACGCGCUGUCUCCUCCGUCACUACCACCACGUCCACCGCAGCCAACACCUCCACCACCACCUCCGCUCUCCUCCAUCACUUCGAUCGUAACAAAGACCCCUCUUCCAAAUCCCACCGAAUCGGCAUCUCUCCCUGAUCUCCAAAUCUCAUGGAGGUCGAAGUCAAGCUUCGGCUCCCAGACGCCGCCGCCCAUCGCCGCGUCAACGACCUCCUGUCUCCCUUCCGCGUCGCCACUUUCCGGCAAGAGAAUCUCUUCUUUGACGGGGCCGCCGCUGAGCUCUCGUCGCGCCGAGCCGUCCUCCGCCUGAGGUUCUACGACGACGACACCCGUUGCGUCGUGUCGCUCAAGGCCAGGGCGGUUCUCGUCGACGGCAUCAGCCGGGUCGAGGAGGACGAGGAGGAGCUGGAGCCGGCGGUGGGGCGUGCCUGCGUUGCCGAGCCGGAGAAGCUUCUGGCGGCGGAGUGUAGGAUCUUGAAGAGGGUGAAGGAUGAAUUUGGGGUUUCGGGGUUUGUUGGGCUUGGAGGGUUUGGGAAUGUGAGGGAUGUGUAUGAGUGGAAAGGAUUGAAAUUGGAGGUCGAUGAGACUCGGUAUGGGUUCGGGACUUGCUAUGAGAUUGAAUGCGAGAGUGCUGACCCUGAAGGAGUCAAGAAGGUGCUCGAGGAGUUUUUGAAGGAGAAUGGGAUUGAAUAUUCUUACUCAGAGGCCUCCAAGUUUGCGGUUUUUCGAUCCGGAAAGCUGCCUUAGUGCGUGAAUUAAUUUAAUUUUCCAUAAAAGAUAUGUUUUUAGAUGUUUAUUUGCUUAUUGAGAGCAUUUUCUAAGUGAUUUUGCCCAAGAUUUUAAUUAAUCUUGGAAUGAGUUUGUAAGAAUUUUUUAUUUUGAAAUUGGAUGCAGUAUUUUGUUUGAUGAAAA
This is a messenger RNA of Ziziphus jujuba (common jujube), 1054 nucleotides long. RefSeq names its product triphosphate tunnel metalloenzyme 3. The record is from RefSeq and is a predicted model, not a curated record. The coding region runs from base 293 to 889 and encodes 198 amino acids. NCBI's taxonomy places the organism in Eukaryota, Viridiplantae, Streptophyta, Magnoliopsida, Rosales, Rhamnaceae. The transcript has a single exon.